Messenger RNA from Kockovaella imperatae, 1776 nucleotides. RefSeq names its product putative D-lactate dehydrogenase oxidoreductase protein. The record is from RefSeq and is a predicted model, not a curated record. Gene Ontology annotation, biological process: lactate catabolic process. Gene Ontology annotation, molecular function: D-lactate dehydrogenase (NAD+) activity; D-lactate dehydrogenase (cytochrome) activity; FAD binding. Gene Ontology annotation, cellular component: mitochondrion. Bases 1 to 1776 code for a protein of 591 amino acids. The transcript has 9 exons. Lineage: Eukaryota; Fungi; Basidiomycota; Tremellomycetes; Tremellales; Cuniculitremaceae.
AUGGGUUUGACAGGCCUGGUGAGGGUCGCAAACCCUCGCUUAGCAUAUCGAAUACCCCGUCAAAGACUCUAUCGACACGCUUCGACCUCUCGCUACCCACCACCUUCCCAUUUUCCCUCUGGCCAUCCACCACCUCCAAAGCCCAAGGAGUCCAGUUCAAAUCUGAACUACAUCUUUUGGGGGGCUCAGUUCAUCUUCGGAGCUGGUCUUUCCUUUCUGGCGGGCUACUACGUGGCAGCUUGGCGUAAUGCGUCAACCUUGUCCAACAACGCGGGUGAUACUUCGCUCGUCCCAUCUGUCAUUGCCGUCCGACGACAGGAGCUGAGUCCUCCAAGCUAUGGCUCGAAGAAAGACUAUGACCAGGCGAUCGAAGACAUCAAGAAGAUGUUGAGGCGCAAAGGUCUGAGCUUAGAGGACAGAGUCAGUAUCGACCCUUCAGAUCUGGAGAGCCAUGGAGUCAGCGAUUGGAGUUAUCAUGAGGAGAAAAGACCGACAGUGGUCGUCUGGGUCGAGACAACGGAAGAAGUCCAAGAGAUCAUGCUCAUCGCGAGGCAGCACAGAGUACCUAUCACGCCUUACGGAGGCGCGACAUCAUUGGAGGGUCAUUUCUCAUCGCCCUACGGCGGAAUCUCGCUCGAUCUGUCUCGCAUGAACAGAAUCCUGCGUGUGUCCGAGGCCGAUGGAGAUGCGACGGUUCAGUGUGGAGUGAAGUGGGAGGAUCUCAACGAGCAUCUUGCGGCGAACAAUGUUCCAUUGUUCUUUCCGUUGGAUCCUGGGCCUGGCGCGACGAUCGGAGGCAUGGUCGGCACUGGAUGCAGUGGGACGAAUGCAGUGCGUUACGGGACGGCAAAGGCGGAGUGGUUUUUGAACUUGACUGUGGUCUUGCCUUCUGGUGAGAUUAUCAAGACCCGACAGAGAGCACGCAAGUCGUCUGCAGGCUGGGACACGACCAAGCUAUUCAUCGGAGCUGAAGGGACCUUGGGAAUUGUGACCGAGGCAACCCUGAGACUAGCGCCUUUGAUGCCGACAAAGUGCGCAGUGGUCACAUUCAAUGGUGUCGAGGAGGCUGUCAGUGCUGCCACCGAAGUGGUGAAUGCCGGGUUCCCAGUACAAUGCGUAGAGUUCCUCGACGCGAGAACGAUGAAGGCUAUCAACCAGGGUGGCAUCUCCGGUCGACAAUAUCCCGAAAAGGACUGCUUGUUCUUCAAGUUCCAAGGUACCGACAGCGCCAUGGCGGACGUGUCGAAAGGCGUUCAGGCAGUCACCAAAAAGCAUGGCGGGAAAGACUUCACCUUCUCGAGGACAGACAAGGAGGCGCAAGAUCUAUGGCAGGGGCGCAAGGCGGCACUAUGGAGUGUCUUGGCUUUGCGAGAGGGUGCCAGAGUGUGGACGACGGAUGUCUGCGUCCCGAUCUCUGAGCUCCCUCGAUUGAUUCGCGAGACGACGGAAGACUUUGAGCAGCGUGGACUUACGGCGUGCCACUUUGGACACGUCGGAGACGGCAACGUUCACUCUUUGGCCCUUUUCUCGGAUGAUGACGAACUGGCCAAGAUUCGAGAAGCCGUGCAUGAAAUGGUCGAGCGGGCUAUAAGAUUAGACGGCACAUGCACUGGCGAGCACGGAGUGGGACUGGGCAAGGUGGAGUAUUUGGACGGGGAGCUAGGCAGAGGUACAGUCAAUCUCAUGGAGACUGUCAAACGGACGCUGGAUCCGUUCAACCUGCUGAAUCCUGGCAAGAUCUAUCCUCAUAUCAAACCUGUGGCCCCAAAGCUGUAG